CGCAUCAGGUGCUAUCGCCGCAUUCGGCAAACGAGAGACGGCUCCCUUCGCCCGCAACCGACAAACUUGUUGCCCGCCAAGUUGUUUCGCCCGCCUUCCGUCGCACGUCGCCACCGCCGCAUAAUUAUUUUUUGUGCGUGUUUUCCGACGUUUGUUAUCCUUGCUCGCCUCCCCCCUUUCACUCCCCCUCUCAGUUCUUUUCUCUUAGAGCGUUUAGUAUUUCCGUGAUCGCUCCUCGCUUCCCGCCUCAGGAAAGGCGGCAACUUUAUCGUACAACACGUCGUGUUCUUGCCAGUCGUCCGGCCCUCUUUUUUGCUUCUAUUUUCACUAGGGGUUGGAAAAAAAGAAACGAACGAAGCUGUAACGCCGUGAACGAGUCGCCGCCUGGGUCCCAGAGUGUCACGUAGUGCUUUCUGCUCGUCUUUUUUUAAUUUUUACUAUUCUCCCCGGUGUCGUCUGCUAUCCCGGUCACCGGCAGUUGUAGUCUGCUGCUGUGGCCGCUGCUUCUGCUGCACCCAACAACAAGACCGGAGUGACCGCGCGGAACCCGGUGUGUUCGCCUCUGUAGAUGUUGUGUGGGACUGUCUACUAUCUGGAUGUUGUCGCGUUGCGCGAUCGGUAGUGGCCGGACGCACUAGUGCAAAGUGCAGUUGCACCCAGCGCGUGAACAGCGCCGAACCGUCUGCUAGCAAUUUCUCCUGGUACCUUGAACGUAGCGAAGUCGAAUGGGAAACAUGAUGCAUCACCGGCACGACAACGCCAUUCCCUGCCACGGGACCCUGUCCGAUUGCGUCUUCUGCUGCGUCUUCCUCACGGCCUUCUCGUCGGCGGUGGUGUUGAACUCGUCGCCGGCGUACAAUGCGGUCGGCAGCCGGCAUCACCCGGCGGCGGUGUACACGUCGUCUGCGUGCGACGACUGCGCCGCACGCAAGCUGGCAGAACAGGCCAACAGCGAGGAGUACCGGUACGCCCGCAUAGAACUUAUCAAGCAGCAGAUACUGAAGAAACUUCGUCUGAAAGAGCCGCCCAACGUGCGGAUACCGAAGUCCGUGCUGCCUUCCGUCCUCGCCGACAAGGAGGUCCUCCUGUCGCAGACGACGCCGGCAGCAGACGAUGAGAGAAACUCUCGACCCCGGGAGGACUACUACGGCACGAUGCAGACGGCAGUGAUCUUUCCGCACAAUGAUUCCCACGACUGCGUCUCAAGGAGCCAGCACCUGGGCAGCUGCUUCGUCUUCCACCUGAGCACCGAGCUGACGAGCCGCAGCGUGGCACACGCCGAGCUCUGGGUCUUCAAGGACCUGGACCCGUCCGCCACCUCGGCCGUCAACCACACCUUCGUCGUGACCGAGCUGUCCGUGACAGACUCGCACCGCAGCAACCGGCACCACUCCCACCAGCCGGUGCUCCACAAGCGCAUCGUCGCCUUCGAGAGCAGUUCCCCGAGACCCGAGUGGCUCCGGUUCGACCUGACCGACGUCGUCGAGCGGUGGGCGGGCCGUCGCAACAGGCCCCGGACGCUGGAGAUCAGCUGCAAGACGUGCGGCAACCUGAGGAACGCCCUGCCGUCGGGAACGCCCGUGGGUACGAGCGGGGACAAGCAGCCCUUCCUGGUGGUGCGCACGGACCCGAACGCCCCGGGGGCCCACUCCCGUUCCAGGCGCAGCGUGGACUGCAGCACGUCCAUAUCGCGCUGCUGCCGCGAGUCCUUCUACGUGUCCUUCAAGGAGAUCGGCUGGGACAGCUGGAUCAUCCAGCCGGCCGGCUACUCGGCCAACUUCUGCCGGGGCUCGUGCAUCCACGACAUCAGCGUCAACAAGUACCACCACACCACGGUGCUCCAGAGGUUCCUGCACAGCGCGGCGGCGGCGGGCGUCAACGACACGCUCAAGCUGAGCCUGUGCUGCACGCCCUCGCGCCUGUCCUCCAUAUCGCUCAUCUUCAUCGACGACGACCAGGUGCUCAAGCAGAAGAGCCUGCCCAACAUGGUCGUCGAAGCGUGCGAGUGCGCGUGACCGUCGGUGCGCGGCGACAUCUUUAGGUUAAAAAGUAAAAAAAGACUCAUUCCUUUCCAAACAGAGCUGUUGGACUCGUGCUUAGCUGGGGUGCUCGCUCUUCUUUUGUGAGUGCGAGGCUGAGAUGGACUUGCCUUGCGAGCGCCCCCCCCCCCUCCUCCCGAUGCAGUAGUAUUUAGGAAAGGUCCUCAAGGUGUGCUUUCUCAAGUAACAGACAUUCGCAAGGGCUUAUUGCAGCGACGAAUAUGCGAAGUCAUUCGUGGCCUUGUGCACAAGGUCCACUUUAGCGACAGAUACAAAAAUGUGCGAAAUUAUGUUCCUUCGAAUUUCUCCUAAUGUUGAAACCGCUACCAAAGGAUUCCAUUCGACAAAAAGCGUUGUGUCGGUCGUGGGCAUCAUUUUUCUAACAGUGGAAUCUCAGAUUCUUGGGACACCUUAUUCCUUCCUAGAUAACGAUAUCAUCAAUGUGGAUCUCCUCGCAUAAAGCGCCGAGGUGAAUGACUGCUGAGCUGAAAACGCCUCUAACCAAAUUUCUCGGAGUGCCUACGCCGUCCGCUGGCGUUAACUGCGAGAAGUGCGCUAUUCUGGUACAGCGGAACCUUGUUGUUUGGUACCCAAACGCUCCGAUGCCCUCAUCUUGCGCAAACAUUUCGCUUCUUUAGUGUCGAGCGAACUCUCGGCUUAAACACGCAGAAAAAAAGAAAGAAAUGCGCAAACAGAGGAAAACAGCGAAGACUUUGAUCUCGAUCUUCCGUUGACGACCGCAUUCUUGCCAGCAAGGCCGUUGCUCCUCCAGGCACUACGCCUAUCUGCCAUUAAAGAAAUACAAACAAAGAAAAACUUCGAGAAAACAACUGCGGUACAACACAGAUAAAUAAGAGACAGGUUCGCGGACAACAAAAAAAAAAUGCGAGACGCAGGGCGCAGGAUUCCCGCCUCGGCAAUCUCAGGUUCUCGUUUUCGGCCUCGAUGACCCGAGGACGCCGUACGCGACGCGAGAGACAGGAAAGAACGCAUCCGAAGGACGCAGACGCGCGCGCACACACGCACACAGACAUCCACGCACAUGCGCACACGCACGAACACGCUCAGCAAAAGCCAGGCACGCAGACCACACGCGCACGUGCGCGAACGCGCUCGCUGCGACCCAUCCCGCGGGCCACAGAAGCCGGCAGCGGUCGCAGUCGCGCGUUAUCUCGAUCUGGAAAUGUGUUGUGCUCACUCGUAACUAGAUCUCUCGGUAUGAAGCGGCGGGUGGCGAGAGAAGAUGAAGCCGUGUAUCUCUCUAAAAAAAAAAAAAAAAAUUUGAGCCCUUCGCAUAUACGCUGCCGUCGGCGGAGUUGUUUCUCGGUUGUUCCUCGAACACCCCACGACGCCGCUACCGCCUCCUUUUCCGCCUAGAUGGCGCGCUUCCCGUGCGCGAGUGCCUCGCACGAUGGAACCUUUCCGCAUGACUCCUGCGUUUCGGCUGCACAGACUCUGCGCUGAGGCCGAGGACGUGGUCCCCCCCCCCCCCCCGCCCCCGAGGACGUGGUCCCCCCCUUCUGCCUCUUCCCUUAUCGCCUCUUAAUUCAUCUAUCCUUCUGCCCCUCAGGAAGGGAAGCUGCAUCGCCGCAAAGAACGAUACGUUGUAAGCUGUUUUCGCCGUCCUGCCGACCGCUUCGCAACAAACUUUUCGCUCGCUCGUUCGCUCCGGCGCCUGAUGACGUCGAAUGUUAUCGGGACAAAUGGUAGCAGGUGGAGAGAGUAGAAAUGACACGCUUUUACGGCCUGUCUUUUUCUUUUUCUUUCUUGUCUUAAAGCACCGCUCUCUUCGGACCCAUCCUGUUCGCAGUCCUUUGAGAUCGUUUCACACGAGUACAUAUAUAUACCUUUGUUUUUCAUACUCUAGUCCUUUCAAACAUUGUGAUGUCUGUAGUUAGCACUUCAUCUCUCCUUUCAUGUUACUUGCGCUGCGAGCUCUCCUAGUGGGUUACUUGCGCGGUGAGUUCUCCAUUCUUAACUAAUAGGUCCCAUUUUAUCAAUUUUUGUUUUGUCUAAGACUCUAAGACAAUUGUAUUUUUCUCAGCUCAUCAGGUCUGCGCAACUUCGCAACAUACACACUGCAUCGCUUAGGCGUUGCCGCUGAAGAUUACUAUGAAUUUCUAUCGAGCCCGUCACACAGCUUUGACUUCAGUACCCUCUGAGGCUCAGUAAGCAGUGUUGUGCAGGAAUCGCUCGCGAUUCCAUAGACGCUUCCUUGUAAGUUUCCUUUACCCUGUUCCAACCCAGAAUCCCAGAGUUGGGAACCUAUACCUGACACUGCUUUUCGGUUUUAGGCUUUCUGUUUUCUUGUUUUUACUGAUUCUGGUUGACUCAUUUCUAGAGUUAACACUUUUGCUGCGACUUUGGUUAAUCUUUACGACGCAAGACAGAACAAUCACGAAGUUUUUCUUCACUUAGGUCAUGUAUUUUAUCUCUUAGCAUUUUUUGUCCCAUUUCCUGUGCGGUUGUAGAAAAAAAAGCGCGAAUUAUUUAUGUGGUGUGCGGAGAAUGUAUUUAUACAGCGAAUGACUUCUCUGUUCUAUCUUUCUUUAGUUUUUGUAUGCCUGACAGAGAAGACGAGUGUUUCCUGUGUGUGUGCCUACGUGUGCGUCUGUAAGUUCGUUGAUCGCACGUCUCGCAAAAAAAUUCACGAAUAAAGUAUAUUAUUCCAUUUC
Molecule: messenger RNA, 4714 nt
Organism: Dermacentor andersoni
Lineage: Eukaryota; Metazoa; Arthropoda; Arachnida; Ixodida; Ixodidae
Product: growth/differentiation factor 8-like
Cellular component (GO): extracellular region
Molecular function (GO): cytokine activity; growth factor activity
Source: RefSeq, a predicted model, not a curated record